UUGGCUGUGUUGCGUGUGAGUUAGGUGAGGUGGAUGUCGGUUGAAGUUCUAUUUCUCGUAGCUGGCUAUGGCGGAUGUUAACGAGAAAGAAACCAUGAAGAACUAUCACAUAGCGUCGGAGAAAAUCAACCCAGAGGCCAGUCGUUACCCUCACUGUAUCGUCUGGACGCCAAUACCCGUGUUGUCAUGGUUAUUUCCAAUUAUUGGACACAUGGGUAUCUGCACUUCCACUGGGAUCAUUCGAGACUUUGCUGGACCCUAUUUUGUUUCAGACGACAACAUGGCUUUUGGGACACCCACAAAGUACUGGAUGCUUGACAUUAGCAAAGUCUAUGCAAGUGGCUCUAAUGCCUGGGAUAGAGCCGUGCAUGACGCUUCAGAGGAGUACAAACACAGGAUGCACAACCUAUGUUGCGACAACUGCCACUCGCACGUUGCUAUGGCUCUAAAUCUGAUGCAGUAUGAAAACAGCACUUCAUGGAACAUGAUCAAGCUUUGCCUACUCGUGUUUAUCCACGGGAAACAUGUCAGCUGCGCAGGCUUCCUGAAGUCAUGGCUGCCCUUCCUCAUGCUGCUGGGCGUCAUUGUGACGGUGGUCCUCGCCAUCAACCUGCGGUGACCUGGGACUCUUCCUCAGACGUGGGAAAACAAUGCGGGUGCGAUGCCUUGCCUAUGAGACUUUUAAAACCUGUAAAAGCCACUAUGUCCAAAACGUUUGUUAGUUAACACCUCUUGAUUUAGAGCAGGAGUGGGCAGGCUUUUGGGCUCUUUUAUAAAAGUGACAGAUGAGCCAGGCAUAAAGUCUAAAAUAUACUUGAAAUGUAUGAAUCAUUUUAAAAAGGGAGGCCAAAAUGCACUUUAGUGUAUGGCUUGACAGAUUAGAAAAGUCACUUUUUCAUUUGUAAAUGCUUGUUUUCUAUUUUGUGAUACUUAACAUUUGAAAUCUAGUGGAACUAAAAAGAUGGCGUUCAUUACGGGAAGGUGGGAAUAACAAAAUAAUUACACUAUCGGACCAAACUAAACUGCAAAAUGGGUCGUACUGUACCCCAGGGCUGGGCGAUAUGGCUGAAAACUAUCACGACAUAAGCGUUUUAUAUCGUUCGAUAACGAUACUCAUUGAUAAUUUUUAUGACGUGCUAAAAAUAAGGACCAAGAUAAAAGUAUAUUAAAUGUAAACAUUUGUAUUUAACCUGGAACCUUCCUUAGAUUACAAUCCCCUCAUCUAUCAAGGCAGAAAGGAAAGGAAAUGUCAACACAACCAUGAAAAACAAUCAAUGUGAACCAAAUUCCAAAAUCACAUUGAACACUUAACAAUAACCUUUAAAAUGAAGGAAUAUGUAAGAAAUGCUUAAUAAAGUGUAACAAAUAGUGCAAAGUGUGAAAUUGCAAAUGUAGAGAAACCUGAGAAAAACAAUGUUUUGCAGUUUUAAUGCCAGGCAGUAACGGCCGUGUUCAGGUAACAUUGAUCUGACUAUGGUCCGUUUUUUAAAACAUCAAAAAAACUGCCAUACUGUCGAGGUGACUUUUCCUGUUCUAUUGACAACUUCUUUGCUCUCUGCAGCACUCAUUUUCACUUUCUAUUCUCACUUCAUGGAUAGAAUCAACCGUGAAACAACAAGAUUGCGCAACCAAACCUGAUAGUUGAUACUGUUACUUGAUUGGCUGUUAUUGUGUCACUCCUACAGAUCACUUCCUGCGUUGCUGGGUUAGCAUGGCUCGGUUGCUCAUGAGUGACGUCAUACA
Messenger RNA from Nerophis lumbriciformis (worm pipefish), 1743 nucleotides. It is a transcript of the gene tmem222b, whose product is annotated as transmembrane protein 222b. The record is from RefSeq and is a predicted model, not a curated record. NCBI's taxonomy places the organism in Eukaryota, Metazoa, Chordata, Actinopteri, Syngnathiformes, Syngnathidae.